AUGAUUGUGUGUUCAGUAUGCACUUCCCAUGGGGCAUCCAAACUUUUGUUCACUCAUCCUCGCAUGAUGUUUGACACUACUCAUGUCUCCGCCUUGGGCAACAAGAAGAAUGUACGCUACAGUUUUCAUCAAAUAAAAGGGCUUCAGCCUUCGGCUAUUCGUUGUGCUACGGCAUUUGUUCAUCAUCUUUCUGGUGUUUCCGUUUUCGCCUAUGGACUAUCCACGGGAUCCAUAAUAGUUGCCAGAGUUCCUGUCCUUGGUUCCUCCAUCACAGAAAACACGGAGGUUUUUGAGUUAUGUCAGGCGUCAAUGAUCCAAAAACUUUGGUGUGGCAUAACUCCAUUUUCAAGCAAAACUGACAAUGAUUCUGUCUCAUCACCUCUAGAUAUUUUAUCUCUGAGUUUGGGAUGUGAUGAGUAUCUCUUGGCGACCAUAUGCAAAGACCAUCGCCUGAGGUUAUGGGACCUUAAGCAUCGCAACUGCUUUGUCAUGUUAGAUCUGUUGGAGAUCUUGCCCAAAACUCAUGAUGUUGUUUUAUCAUCCGAUCAGUCCGUAUUACGCUCAAGCUUUGCACCGGGUUUAUGCCAUCGACUGUCUUCAUCUCCUGCAUCUGAUCAUGUUAUCAACUUGGUUGUGUACUUGUCUAUGUGUUUGUCCGCGUCGUCUAACAGUGUCAACCUGGAUUUUGCCUCUUCUGAAGAUGUUAACUCAAGUUAUUGGUGUUGGAUGCAAUUGGAUGUUGACAAAGCGUUAAACCGCAAUCGUGAUUGUUUACGUGUUCUGCAAGUUGAACCAUUAUUUCAGCAUUUAUUGAGAAAUGUAUCAAAUGAAAAUAGUGCACAAUUAUGGUCGUACAAAAGUAAUAUGAAUUCAUUACUGAAAAUGAGCAGACCCGAUGUUAGUGUUUUGGAUUUUGUGCCUUCCGAAAUAAAGCAGAAGUCAGAAACAGGAAGCGAUUCACGUGAAAACAGAAAAGGAUCCAAUAGUGCUCUAGGCGGCAUAUGGUGGAUAGCGCAUCAAACGAACACUGGGGAUACUGAUCUGGAUAGUAAUUAUUUUGUAAGGUGGACAGAAAUUAAAAACUCUGAGUGUGAUUCUAACAAGUACAAAAGAACCAUUUCAGCCUUUCCACCCGGUGUCAAUCUCUUACAACCUUUACCUAACUGGCACAGAAUUCCUGAGUAUUUAAUGCAAUUAUCGAGUCAGGAGCGAACGGACAGUCUAUGGGAAGAAACAAGUGUUGAUGCUCAGUUACAAAUAUUUUUGGACUAUCUUUUCCAUCCAGGUUGUUUAUCUUGGUUCGCCAUUACGAAUGCGUUCAAAUCACUUUGUGAAAGUUAUGCGCUUCCGGAUUGUGAUUUGGUCUCAACUGCCAGUAACCUGCAUGAAAUGCGUGUUUGUGUACAUCGUACUUUAGUGGACAAGGUUAUUCCGAAGCUGGACCGAGAUGGUAUAGGAACAAUGUUCAAGACAUUUUAUUCAACAGCUAUUGAUUAUCAUGAGCAUGGUUUGCAACCGCUUGGUUUACUACGUAUUCAUACCAAAACAGCUAGUACAUCAUCUGGACAGACUAUGUUUCCCUGCGAAGAUACUGUUGUUGUCAUUCGUCGAUGGGGAUUUUCUAUCUUACGCCAACUACAAGACGUGGAAAUCCUGUUAUGGAACAACAUACCUCCUGUUGUUGGACGCCUACAGUCAUCUUAUUCAAAAACGAAUACACAAGCUAUCAUUGAUUUAACUACAGACUGCAGAAAAAUUCUCCAUGUUCUUAAUGAACAACCUAACUGGCCGAAAUGGGAAAGUUGUCUUUUUGACCAUAUCAAGUCUGAUUUAAGUCCAUUGUUACUAGUGGAACAAGUAAUUGAGCAACUUGAUCAAAUCAAUGAGUGUUGGUUACCACCGCCUAUCUCUUCAUCUGUGAAAUUCAUGAGUCCGUUUUGUACUGGUUCCCUUUCGAGUUCACAACUCUCUGCUGUCACCUGCCUAAUAUCACUUCUAGAUAGCUAUGGUACUAUGGAGAAGAGUGUUCAAUCGUUACAAAGUCUUUUUGAUAUGGAUGCUAGUUCAACAUGUUACGACAUGGAAAUAACCAGUCAGUCUUGGCUUAAUAACAACAGUAGGUUUAGUGGAGAAAGAAAUUCAUUCAAUCCAUUGAACAGACGAUCAUUAUUGAGUGAUGGUGGUUGUAGUAAAUUUAUUGAAAGUUUGUCUAACUCAAGUGUUGAAUUUCUACGUCAGUCGUGUUGUGAAAGUACAGAAACUCGUAUUCUUUUUACCUUCGCUCUUCUCAUUUUAAUUCGACGUAAUGAACUUGCAUCGAAUGGUUUGGUUAUGGUAUGUGACAGAACUGAUAAUAGUAACAUUGAUGAUAAGGAUGAUGAUAUUGAAGAGAAAGAUAUAAAUAUCAACUGGCAUAGUACUGCAAAAUGGAGACUUGUAUCAUUGAUUCGAAGUCUUGGAUUUCUUCGUACCCUAACAGUGAUUCGUGUACGGCCUACACCUGAUAUGGAUAAAUUAUCCAUUAUUAGAGAUCAUCUGAAUGCUCUUGGGAUUCAUGAUCUUUCGCUUUCUGCAAAACAAUUAGAUACAAGCUUUAAACAUUCAUCUUCUCCGCACUCUCCGGUUAUCAUCAGUCAAACACCUGGUAUGACCAUUUUCGAACAGAUAUGGUUUAAUUGGGAUUGGUUGAAGUUAUGUUAUUCGAAGACGUGUACCUUUCCUUCUUCUUCUGAUUGGCUUGAAUUUAGUCAUCAUAUUUUGUUAGAGUUCUCAAAAUUACUAGUGCCUACAACAGAUGGUGGACAGGGAAUUGUGUUUGUGUUUUGGAUGCUUCUAUGGUGUGGACACCCCAGUGAAUUGGUCAAGUUGUGUAUGCUUCUGCUACCACCUGAAGAUGUUUUCUCUAAACAAAGAGAUAUUGAGGAUCAAGACAGAAUUCUUCGAGAACCAUUCACUGACCUAGAAGCUGUCAAGAUCGCUGGAGAAUGUGAUUCAUGGACAUCACAAGCUGCUGAUAGUGAUGGAGAUAGUCGUAGAAUUUCUUGGUGGUGGGAGAAAGAUUUCAGUUUUAUUCAUCUGUGCAUUGGUUUAGCGAAGUUGUGGUUAGGAGAACCUGUACCAGCUAAAAAACAUUUCAUUAUUGCAACAAAUUGGCUAUAUCGUUAUACUCAGUUAUUCAUAAAUAACUUAUUGGAAUCAAGUCAACCUACAUCACCAUUAUUAUCGAUAACAGCAGUAUCUUCAGUAAACCAGGUUCCAAAACUGUUAAUUCCGAUUUUAUUCCCAAGAGAAUUUACUCUGCCAAAAUUGUUUUGUCUAAACAGAACAAGUGGUUGCACUGGUGCGGUAUCAGCUCAUUCACUUUCUCCAGAUGAAGUGCAAAUUCGUUUCUUGAUGAAGUUAAUGUCUAUUUUCGAAGUGUCCAAUUAUGUGACAGAGGUCCUUGAUUUAGCGGAGUUUUGUUUAAAUCGCUUGGCUGAAUCAUCACAAAAUUUGGCCAGUUUGUUAGAAAAUUGUUCAGAUCAAGGAAGUGUCAUCAAAUCAUCUCGUCGUUUAGCUUCAGUAUUAGCCAGCUUGCGUGGAAUAAUCGAAAACGAUGAUGUGAAUGGCUUCUUGUGUGAAUCAAAUAAACUGACAAAUUUCGUAGAGUAUGGCAUUGGUAGUACCGCUGACGAAGCUCAGUCAGGAAUUCGCGCACGUUUGGCUGAUUUAGAAGCUGCUCUAUGGACACGGAUGUUUAAGCAUGAACUGGCUCUCGGACAUUAUACUAAAGCUUAUAUGAUUCUGCGAAGUAAUCCAGAUGUUGCUAGACGUCGAGAUUGUUUACGUCAGUUAGUGGUCACUGUGUGCGAUCGAGGUGAAGCAUCCAAGUUAGUUUCCUUCCACUACGGACCAAUGGAGAAUGAGUUCCUUGCUAUUUUGGAAGCAAAAGCCCGUGCUACUGAUGUUGUUAUACUGCCCGAUGCAUCGAAUGAAAAAUGCACCUUUCCUGGUUCAAAUCCCUACUAUGAUGUCUUAUAUUCCUACCACAUUCAUCGAGCUGAUUAUCGUGCAGCUGCUUCGGUGAUGUUUGAACAUUCCUGCCGAUUAAUAGAGGACACUAUGCUGGCUGCAUCCCGAGUAAAUAGUUUCCGUUCUGGUGGUGCGCGUAUUUUAGUUGGAUUACAACGUCAAGCUGCAUGUCUUGCUGCUGCUAUAAAUGCACUUUAUUUAGUCCCCAAAGAUAACCAAUGGCUUGUUUCCGUUGGUUUCGCUCAUGAAGGUGUCGUUUUGGAUGAGAAUGUGGUGGAAACGGAAUCAGAAAGUCUGGAUCAUAACGAUGACUGGGCUUUCGCUAAUCCGGAUGACGUUGCGGUAGAUAUUAUCGAAGAAGAGGCUAAAAGUAAUGGCCAGCUAGUCGACAACUCACCUCAACAUGAGGUUACGAAACGUGGUGCUAUAAAUGAUUCAUCUCCACAGGAAAUUGGGAAGGAUAAGCGUAUACUUACACUGAAAGACUUAUUGAAUGUUUAUUCAUUAGCACGUGCGAGACUUCGACUUGCUCAAGCCUGUUGGGAACAAGGGAUGUUAAGAGCUGGAACUUUUUCACCGGAUGAAGUUGUUCAAGGGCUGUUGUCUGUUGCACUUUACGAUGAAGCCGUUCGUCUGUCCGAAUCCUACCAACUUGAUCCAACACCAAUCAUUUACAGUAUAAGUUUACGUUGUAGUGAACUUGCUCAAUGUGCAGCUCUCGGUGGGAGUUUCAAUACUGUGGACUUUUCACAAGCUGCAGUUGGUCAGGAACUUCAUCGAAAAGACAUGUAUAGUGUACAUCGUACUGUUUCUGGUGCCUCAACUGGCUAUAAUCAAUUUCCUAUACUACCAGGUUUAUCAAAUGAUUCAUCCCCUGUGGAACACGAAGUUGAUCUUGUCCAGCAAUCAUUAUCUAGUUUGGUUACAUUGAAUUUAGAUAAGAAUAAAAAUUGUGUGGUUGAUGGCUCAACUGAAAGAUCUGCCAACCUGAAAAGUGAUCUUCAUUGUUCUAACUAUAGUAAUUCUGCUCGAUGCAACUUGCCAGGGUUGUAUUGGCGUCUUCUAGAAGCAGUUCUAACACGUUUAGAUCCACCGUAUCCCAAUGAAAAACAAAUUGGAUUCAAAUCACAAUUUCAUGGACUCCUGCAUUUAGUCGCUUGUGAAAAUAUACUCAGUUCACGUCCUAAUCAAUUAUAUUUACCUGAGUGGUUAACUUCACGUCUGUUAUCGACAUCUUGCGCGACGGAACGAACUGUUAGCCUUUUAAGACUCUAUCUAAAGUAUAAUCGUUUGGAAACAGCUUAUCGUCUUGCAACGGAUAUGCUUGCAACAGCUGUGGGUAAUGGUGCAGAUCCUUCGUCUUUCGGUUUACGAUCUACACUACCCCAGUCAAUGAAAUUCAAUCAGGCUUUGUGUAACGUAAUACGAAAAAAGAAUAAAACCAUGUUAUCCGGUGCAAUGUAUCUUCCACAUACUCUAUUUGUACAGAUACUGAAUGCCUUAGAGAUGUUAUCGUCUCAGUCGAAGACAUUUAAAACUAUGCAUGAAAACCUACAAAUUGCUCUGAGGACCUAUUUUCUUACGUUACAACCAAUCUGCAGUAAAUUGAUGGAUGGUGAUUCGGAUAUGGAUAAGCAAUUUGGACAAAAACUGAUACCUCGUCAACAAUGUGCCUAA
Molecule: messenger RNA, 5688 nt
Organism: Heterobilharzia americana
Lineage: Eukaryota; Metazoa; Platyhelminthes; Trematoda; Strigeidida; Schistosomatidae
Source: the annotation of a GenBank genome assembly